Molecule: messenger RNA, 3919 nt
Organism: Pogonomyrmex barbatus (red harvester ant)
Lineage: Eukaryota; Metazoa; Arthropoda; Insecta; Hymenoptera; Formicidae
Gene: Zn72D
Product: Zinc-finger protein 72D
Cellular component (GO): precatalytic spliceosome
Molecular function (GO): double-stranded RNA binding; zinc ion binding; single-stranded RNA binding
Source: RefSeq, a predicted model, not a curated record
CGUGGCACGCCCUACGACUUCCUCCAUUGUCCUCCUUUCCGAGAUUCUCUCCGCGAGGAAGGAUGGCCCAGAACAAUUAUUUCGGCUUUACUCACGGUGGAACGCAAUAUGGGGCGACCAGUGCCGCUGCAUAUCAGACUGGGCAAGCGGGAUACGCGGUAACCCCGGCGGCAACUGCCGCUACGUAUACUCAGCGACCCGCUGCCGCUGCUGCAACUGGUUACGAAACCUAUCAGGCAGCUGCUGCUGCAGCUGCGACCGGGACAACCUAUGCAGCUGCCAAUCCUGGUACUGUAGCUCAGACUUACGACUACGGAUACGGACGAGCUGCACCAGCAGCUACAUACGACGCGACUAAGACCUAUUAUCAACAACCAGCAGCUGCUGCAGCAACUUAUACUACUACUGAAACACACUACCAGGCUGCAAAACCUGCUUAUAGUACAACUAGUGCCUAUACUGGUACUGCCAGACAAGCGACUACUACUGGACAAGCAAAGACUUACCAAGCAUCUAGUACGGCAUAUCAGCAAUCAAAUCCCACACAGAGUGCUACUUAUUCAUCAGGAUAUACAGCUCCAGCUACACCUGCCGCUACUCCAUCAACUGCAACAAAUAAAACGGCGAGUACAACGUAUUCCGGCUACGACGCAGCGCUAUAUAGCGCUGCGACUAUGUAUGUAGCCCAACAGAGUGCAAACAGCAAUUCCACUAACCAGAAGACUGGAGGUUGGCAGGGCUACGGACGAAAGGGAUUUGGAGCUGGCGGGGGAGGAAUGAAGGCAAUGCGGCCCAAGCAGCCUCCUAAACCUCAACAACUACACUAUUGCGAUGUCUGUAAGAUCAGCUGCGCUGGUCCACAAACCUAUCGUGAGCAUCUAGAGGGUCAGAAGCACAAGAAGAAGGAGGCCUCCCUGAAAGUGCCGCAACAGCCCCCCGCGCGUGGAGCAGGCAACAGUCUUCGUUGUGAGCUGUGUGAUGUAACUUGUACUGGAAAUGAUGCUUAUGCUGCUCACAUCAGAGGUGCUAAGCAUCAGAAAGUUGUCAAAUUGCAUACUAAGCUUGGAAAACCUAUACCAAGUGCGGAUCCUACUGUUCUCAAUCCGAAGCCAGCAGCAACUACAAAAACUACGACAACUAAGAAACCAACAGUCACAGCAACGCCUAAGAUCAACUUUGUUGCCUCUGGAAACUUGGGCACAGUAAAUCAGAAUCAAACUGCAGAGGUUAAGCAGGAGGAGCCAACUACUGAAGAAACUGUAGAAGAGUCUACAGUUGACGAAAAAGACAUUCAGCCAGUUGGCCAGGAAUACAUCGAGGAGAACAAAUCUGAGGACGGACUACGUCGCAGAGAGGAAAUCAAUCAGUUGGGACCUAUGGGACCCAUGAUGGACGAGGAGAUGAUGUAUUGGGAAGAGAGACGUCGCUACGAGGAAGAAUGUGAAUAUUACGAAUGGUACCGACGAUAUGGACGCGGUCCAGGAGCUCCGCCGAUGCCACGUCCAUUCCAAGGACCACCACCUAUGAUAAUGUUCCCAGGCCCUCAGAGACGACCUGAUUCCUCGGAUGAUAAGCAUGUGUUGGCACAUCAUACUACAAUUUAUCCUAAAGAACAAGAAUUGUUGGCAGUUCAGAAAAUAGUUUCUCAUACCGAAAAGGCGUUAAAGUUUGUGUCUGAUGCUUUAGCUGAAGCUAGUAAAAAGAAUACGCCUACCAAUUCCAAUGCAACUACUACAGCAACAGCAACGUCUGGUACACCGCAAGCAAAUGCCGAUGCAUUGAAGAAAGAAGAGGCUGACAAGAAGAAGGCAACUACCCCACAGAAGGAAGACGGCAGCGAUGGCAAUCUUUUUUCGUUCCAAAAGGAAAAAGAAGAUUCCAGGAUACUUCGUGGUGUUAUGCGUGUUGGAAACUUGGCUAAAGGAUUGUUGCUUUCUGGAGAUAAUCAUGUUUGUCUGGUUGUUUUAUGUGCAGAGAAACCAACCAGGACAUUGCUCAAUAAAGUUGCUGAAAUUUUACCUGGUGAACUAAAGAAUGUAGCUCCCGAAGAAACUUAUAACGUUGGAAAGCAUCCGGAAUCUGCGGCUUUGACUGUCUCAGGGGGUACGGUCACUGUCAGUGUGACGCUUACCAGUCCUCUGAUGCGUGAGACACCCAAGUCGACUGCAGCAGCAGAUAAUGCUGGACAGCAGCAGCAGGAAGCUGCUCAACUGCAAACAACGCCCGCGGCCCCGACUGUGACGAAACCAGAUCCACCAGAUGUACUUCCCAAGGCUAAGUGUUUGGAGGCUUUAGCUGCACUCAGGCAUGCCAAGUGGUUUCAGGCUAGAGCUACCUCGCUGCAAAGCUGCGUUAUGGUUAUCCGUAUAAUGCGCGACCUAUGCAAUCGUGUGCCAACAUGGGGUCCGUUAAAUCCUUGGGCAUUAGAAUUAUUGACUGAGAAAGUGAUUAGCACUGCUGGAGGUCCUCUUAGUCCUGGAGAAGCUUUAAGAAGACUUCUGGAAUGCGUAGCUGGAGGAAUAUUGUUACCGGGUAGUCCAGGACUGUCCGAUCCAUGUGAGAAAGAACCAGUUGAUGCAAUAGGCAAUAUGACGUCCCAACAAAGAGAAGAUAUUACCGCGUCCGCGCAGCACGCGUUGCGAUUAGUAGCGUUCCGCCAGAUCCACAAAGUCCUUGGUAUGGAGCAAUUGCCGCCACCGAAAUUCAAAGGACGUUUCGCCCGAAAGCGAAGACGCGACAACAGCAACGGAGAAGGCACGGAUAGCGAGGCUUCGAAAAAAGACAAAAAGGCAGAGGAGAUCAAAAUGGAAACAGACUCCAAGUAGAUCUAUAAAAAAAUUCAUGUUACGAUACGAGAAUCUAUUAACUUAUCUAGUAUAAGAAAACAGUUUUUCCGCCGUGUCAGUUGCUUGUUUAGGAAGAGAAAUAUCUUCGGGCAAUCCGAAACUAGGUGAUGCUUGUCAUGAUUUUUAGAAUAUGCAUAAUUUAAGAAAUGAUGGAAUUAAAAUAUGAGACGCGUUUGUCAAAAUACAACAGCGAACGAUCUUGAUCUUCAUAUCUUUGUUAUGAAUUUACUUCGUAGUAAUGAUAAUCGUUUUUUUUUUUUCCUGAUAUAUUCGACAUCGAAUAUUGUAAUCUGUCUAUUACAAAGAAGGAAGAUAGCGCUAUGUUAGGCAAAAGCUUUGGGUUAAUUGACUAACUUGAUGGCUUUGAUAGAAGUGAUGCGAUUAGUUUUGAAAGAGACUUACAUUGACGAAAUUGACGAACGCGUCUGUUAACGCGAUCAUUUAGAAUUAUUUCGAUCACGGCGGAUAUAUGAGCAGAAGGAAUCUAAACGAACGAGUGGUAGAUUGCGACGAUGGACAUUUAUAAGUUUGAAGUUAAGGGUAGGCAAUAGUUGCAUUGAGAUUUGUGUGUAUGUGCGUGUGUGUGUGCGUGUGUGUGUGUAGUCAGUACAUAUAGGAAAUAUACUUCCCCCCCUCUCUCUCUCUCUCUCUCUCUCUCUCUCUCUCUCUCUCUCUUCUCUCUCUCUCUCUCUCUCUCUCUCUCUCUCUCCUGCACAAAGCUGCAACCAUUUACGAUGUAUGCUAUUGUCACAUACGUGACUCGCGCAGAAAAUAGCGGCAAGAUAUUUAUAACUCGAUAAAUUUGGAUGCUUGACGAUACCCGAUGCGGAAUAAGUGCACGUGUUAACGGUUUUCAUUUUUAACACAACAUUAUAAAUCGGUUUCAGUUUCAUUUAUAAAAUUUCAAGCAAUCCUAUCGAAUUGAAAUGUUUAAAUUUUUAAAUACUGUCCUCCGUUUAAAAGAAUUUCUUUUGACUUGUGAAGAUUUUCUGUUCUAUAUUUUCAAAUGAUCAUUGAAUAAAACAAACAUGUGUACGAUGCAACUGUGAACUUAGUAAUACUUCUGACCAAAA